CUCGCGGGUCAUCUUCGGCCAAUGACGUUUCAGCCAAGCGGUGAUUGGUCCCAGUGAUUCUUGCCGCUCGUCGGCGGGGCUCUGAGUGGAGGGGGCGUUUCUCUCGCUGUUUGCGCGGAGGAGGCCUAGACUCAAGCUGAAAAUGCAUGUCCUCUGGAUGAUGCGCCAGGUCUCCCAGACAGGGAUUCCAGUGUGCCUGAGCCUUACCCGACAUCUCAGCAGCACAACCUCCAGAGCUUCCUACAAGUACGUGAAUGCUAGGGAGGAGCCAACAGACUGGAAAUCGGUCACUGACAAAGCUGCGCAGACUCUCUUGUGGACAGAACUUAUCCGAGGUUUGGCUACGACCAUGAGUUACGUAUUCCGAGAGCCUGCCACUAUCAACUAUCCUUUUGAGAAGGGCCCGUUGAGUCCCCGAUUCCGUGGAGAGCAUGCCCUGCGCAGAUACCCAUCUGGAGAGGAGCGAUGCAUUGCUUGCAAGCUGUGUGAAGCUGUAUGCCCUGCUCAGGCAAUCACUAUUGAGGCAGAGACUCGAGCUGAUGGUAGCCGCAGGACCACUCGCUACGACAUUGACAUGACCAAAUGCAUCUACUGUGGAUUCUGCCAGGAAGCCUGUCCCGUUGAUGCUAUUGUGGAGGGCCCCAACUUUGAGUUCUCCACUGAGACACAUGAAGAGCUGCUGUACAACAAAGAGAAGCUGCUCAACAAUGGAGACAAGUGGGAAGCUGAGAUUGCUGCUAACAUAGAAGCCGAUUACUUGUAUCGGUGAUUGAACAUUUCCCUCGGUCUUUCCAUAUCCUGAUCAGCAUGCUCAUCCAAAGCCAAACCUGUAAUAAAGGGCAUGCACCCAC
Candoia aspera is the source of this 851-nucleotide messenger RNA. RefSeq names its product NADH dehydrogenase [ubiquinone] iron-sulfur protein 8, mitochondrial. The transcript has 7 exons. Gene Ontology annotation, molecular function: NADH dehydrogenase activity; 4 iron, 4 sulfur cluster binding. Gene Ontology annotation, cellular component: membrane. Lineage: Eukaryota; Metazoa; Chordata; Lepidosauria; Squamata; Candoiidae. The record is from RefSeq and is a predicted model, not a curated record. The coding region runs from base 143 to 769 and encodes 208 amino acids. Gene Ontology annotation, biological process: mitochondrial electron transport, NADH to ubiquinone; mitochondrial respiratory chain complex I assembly.